This is a messenger RNA of Protopterus annectens (West African lungfish), 586 nucleotides long. It is a transcript of the gene COXFA4, whose product is annotated as NDUFA4 mitochondrial complex associated. The transcript has 4 exons. Bases 112 to 360 code for a protein of 82 amino acids. The record is from RefSeq and is a predicted model, not a curated record. NCBI's taxonomy places the organism in Eukaryota, Metazoa, Chordata, Ceratodontiformes, Protopteridae.
UUGGUUUAAAGGCUUGUGGGAGUUGUCUGUUGGUGACAUUGUGAAGGUUCUGUCUUUUGGCGCAGUUUAUUGUAGAGUUCGGGUUCCUCUGUUGCAUAAUCUUUAUUCAAGAUGUUCAGGUUAAUGGUCUCCCAAGCCAAGAAGCAUCCUAGCUUAAUUCCGCUGUUCAUCUUCAUUGGAUGUGGAGCAACUGGUGCAGCAUUGUAUACUAUGCGGCUGGCCAUGUUUAACCCCGAUGUUUGCUGGGACAAAAAGAACAAUCCUGAGCCCUGGAACAAGCUGGCUCCUAACCAGCAGUAUAAGUUUUUUGCAGUUAAGACCGAUUAUAGCAAACUGAAGAAGGAUCGUCCUGACUUUUAAGUUGUCCUUGAAUGCUGCACAAAGGUCUUCCAGACGCAAGCCGCACAGAGUAAUGGCCAUUUUCUCCAGUUAAGCUAGCCGUACAGCAACCUAUGAAUUUCUUUGCUGGACAUUGUUUGAAUUGUAAUUAAAAAUCUGAUCUGAAGCUAGCCGCACACACCUGUGAAUUUUGUUUUACAUUGUUAAACAUUUAAUUUGGUGUAUUGAAAAUAAACUGUUAAUGUCU